AUGGAUGCCAUUGCGGAACUAUCCUUAAAGAUGGGAGAACGUGUUAGAGACUUGGAGAACACAGCAAGCUCCUGUUGGAAUCCUACCUAUCGAAAUUUUCAAGAAGAAGAUAGGAGUUUCAAAUUGGAACUUCCUGAAUUUGAUGGCUCAAGUGAUCCGGAAAACUUCUUAGAUUGGGUUCGAAGAAUGGAAAGUGUCUUUGAUUAUAAAGACUUUGAUGAUAGGAGGAGGUGUAAGAUGGCUGUCCUUAGAUUAACAAAGCUUGUUGGGCUUUGGUAUGACAAUCUAAAAGCCAAGAGACGAAGAGAAGAGAAAGAAAAGAUCGAGUCAUGGGAGAAACUCAAGAAGAAAAUGGAGAGGCGUUGGGUACCACGUGAGUAUGAGCAAGAUCAAUAUGUCAAGCUAACUCGACUAACUCAAGGCGAUCUCAGUGUUGAUGAGUAUGUUCGUGAAUUUGAGAGGCUAGGCUUGAUGUGUGACUUGCAAGAGAAGGAGCCCCUCAAGAUUGCUCGUUUCACUAAAGGGCUGUCCAAACCCAUCUCUCACAAGGUAGAUCUUAUGAGCUUUUCUACUUUUGAUGAAGUUGUGAUAGUAGCUAGGAAGGUGGAAGCACAAGUGAAACAGGAGAAGCCUAAGGCGAACAUAAGUGGCGUCAAGACUCCAUAUAAACCAUACAUACCUUUUAGGAAGAGAUUCAAGAGGACUUGUUCCAAGUGCCAAGAACGUGGGCAUAUUGCUAGUGAAUGCCCAAAAAGGAAUAUUCUCACAAUUCACCCGAGUGAGGAGGAUUCUUACGGCUAUGAAUCUGAAAGUAACAAUGAAGAUGUUGAGGAGUAUGAUGCGGAGGAGAAUGACAACCCUCUUUGUGGAGUUGUUAGGAGAGUCUUAAAUUCCGAACCUCUCAAAGACAUGCAGCAACGAGAGAACCUUUUCCAUACAAGGUGCAAGGUUCUUGAUAAGACAUGUGAUGUGAUUGUUGAUGGAGGAUCAUGCACGGAUGUGGCAUCCACAGAACUUGUCAGUAAGCUUAAGCUUCCUCUUCGAAAUCAUGCUAAGCCUUACAAAUUGAAUUGGUUGAAUAAUGAAACUGGUUUGAAGGUCAAGAGACAAGCUUUAGUUUCAUUUACAAUUGGCAAUUAUCAUGAUGAACGUUGGUGUGAUGUAUUGCCUAUGAGUGCAUGUCAUAUUUUGCUUGGUCGACCAUGGCAAUUUGAUAGAAAUGCUGUACAUGAUGGUGUUUCUAAUAUAUAUACGGUUGAACCUAUGGUGGAAAGGAGACCUAAUUUUCUGAUUUCGAGGAAAGACUUCAAAAAAGAGUGUGCAAUGGAGGGAGGAGGGUUUGUACUUCUUGUUAAACCCAUUUCUAAUGUUGUUUCUUAUGCCACUAACUCUUUGUCUUUGAGUCAUUUGCUUGAAGAAUUUUCUGAUGUAUUUCCUAGUGAUUUACCGAAAGGACUGCCACCUUUUCGUGGGAUUGAGCAUGCAAUUGACUUAAUCCCGAGAGCCCCAUUGCCUAACAAAGCAGCCUAUCGUUGCAAUCCCGAGCAAGCUAAAGAGUUGCAAAGGCAAGUGGAAGAACUAAUGGAGAAAGGUUAUGUGCGUGAGAGCCUUAGUCCAUGUGCUGUUCCGGCUCUUUUAGUGCCUAAGAAAGAAGGAACAUGGAGAAUGUGUAUUGAUAGUCGUGCAAUCAAUAACAUAACUAUCAAAUAUAGAUUUCCUAUGCCUAGGCUCCAAGAUAUGUUUGAUGAAUUGAGUGGUGCCAGAAUUUUCAGCAAGAUUGAUUUGAGGAGUGGCUACCAUCAAAUGAGAAUUCGAGAAGGUGAUGAAUGGAAGACAGCUUUCAAAAUGAAACAAGGGUUAUGA
This is a messenger RNA of Ricinus communis (castor bean), 1863 nucleotides long. RefSeq lists its product as uncharacterized. NCBI's taxonomy places the organism in Eukaryota, Viridiplantae, Streptophyta, Magnoliopsida, Malpighiales, Euphorbiaceae. The record is from RefSeq and is a predicted model, not a curated record. The coding region runs from base 1 to 1863 and encodes 620 amino acids. Gene Ontology annotation, molecular function: zinc ion binding; nucleic acid binding. The transcript is spliced from 4 exons.